GGGAAACAAAAUGUUUCAAUGCUACACUCAACGGCGGAUUUAGGGGGGAGAUAUUAUGAGGCUGGUGUCAUUAGGCGAUAGCCAUUGAAUCAUUCAACCUUUUUUACUUGCCGUAUUUUUCGGUUUUUCUUUUUCUCGAUAAUUUUCUUUCUCUCUCAGGUCAUUUCCAUGGUUUUCAGAUCCCCUUUAGAGCUUUAUCCCUCCCAUUUCUUCCUGCCUAACUUCGCUGAUCGCCCACUGCUCGUGGCGAACAGCGCUCCCAGCAGCAGGUCUCCGGAAGACUUGUCCAUGUUUCAGCUACCGACCCUCAACUUCUCCCCGGAGCAGGUGGCGAGCGUCUGCGAGACGCUGGAGGAGACCGGGGACAUCGAGAGGCUGGGCCGCUUCCUGUGGUCGCUGCCCGUGGCUCCGGGAGCCUGCGAGGCGAUCAACAAGCACGAGUCCAUCCUGCGCGCCCGGGCCGUGGUGGCUUUCCACACGGGGAAUUUCCGAGACCUCUACCACAUCCUGGAGAACCACAAGUUCACCAAGGACUCGCACGGCAAACUGCAGGCCAUGUGGCUGGAAGCGCACUACCAGGAGGCCGAGAAGCUGCGCGGCCGCCCGCUCGGACCGGUCGACAAGUACCGGGUGCGGAAGAAGUUUCCGCUGCCUCGGACCAUCUGGGACGGGGAGCAGAAGACGCACUGUUUCAAAGAGCGGACGCGGAGCCUGUUGAGAGAGUGGUACCUGCAGGACCCGUAUCCGAACCCCAGCAAGAAAAGGGAACUGGCUCAAGCCACAGGACUCACUCCCACACAGGUCGGAAACUGGUUUAAAAACCGGAGGCAACGAGACAGAGCCGCGGCAGCCAAAAACAGGCUCCAACACCAAGCAAUAGGACCGGGCGGUAUGAGGUCCCUCUCAGAGGCCGGCCUCACCCCUCACAGCUCGGCAGAGUCGCCUUCGACCGCGGCCAGUCCCACCACCAGCGUUUCCAGUAUGACAGAGAGAGUUGAUACUGGGACGUCCAUCCUGUCCGUCACAUCCAGUGACUCAGAGUGCGAUGUAUGAUACGGAGGAAAAAAAACAACAAACAAACAAAAACAAACAAACAAAAAACACAAGAACAAACAAAAAGAGAAAUAUUUACAGGGAAAAUGGACCUGAAAAAAAAGACUUAUGAAAUAUGGCGGAUGAAAAAAAGGACUGACUGAUAUAAAUAUUAAAAUAAAAGAGAUAAAAGCACGUCGUUUUUUUUUAUUCUUAUUAAAAGCGCUUUCAAAGGACCCACGCCUGCCCCUCCUCUUCAUACCCCCACACUUCCACCACUACUAGACUACUUGCAUGAUGGUUUUUAUUUUUCAUUUUGUAAUCAGGGGAAACCUGAAUGCAAGAUUUUCCAUCAGGAACAUCGACCAGAGGGAAUAAAAACGGCUCGUCUUGGUGUUUUCACCGCACCUUUUUCUUUUUCUUUCCCAUCUACGGUUUUAGUCGAAGUGAUCAUGAUGAUGAUGAUGAUGAUGAUGAUGAUGAUGAUGAUGAUGAUGGCGAUGAUGAUGAUGAUGAUGAUGAUGGCGAUGAUGAUGAUGAUGAUGAUGGCGAUGAUGAUGAUGAUGAUGAUGGUUAUGAUGAUGAUGAUGGUGAUCAUGAUGAUGAAGGUGAUGAUGAUGAUGGUGAUGGUGACGGUAACGGUGAGGAAGCCGCCGUGCAGACAAGAUGCAAUGCUGUUUUUUUGCUUUGUGUUCAUCAGACAAUCAUUUUAAGUCGUAAGCACCUUUUUUAAUACACUACUGUCACUGCCUGUGUGGGGUACAUGGUCAAAAAUAUGUUGAACGGAUCCGUUUAUGACUGUAUCAGAUUUUUAUUUUUAUUUUCAAAAUUUUAUAUUGAAUUAUGUAUAUCUCAAAUAAUGCGAUCAUUCUCCCGGUCUGUAAUAUACGUGUAGAAAUAUGCUUGUACAUAAUUAAUGCUCUCCCCCCUCCCCGUGUCAUCCUCUUUUCUAUCCCUUUCCUCACUUUUCUUGACUUGGUGUU
Cololabis saira (Pacific saury) is the source of this 2015-nucleotide messenger RNA. It is a transcript of the gene six3a, whose product is annotated as SIX homeobox 3a. Gene Ontology annotation, cellular component: nucleus; transcription regulator complex. The transcript is spliced from 2 exons. The record is from RefSeq and is a predicted model, not a curated record. Gene Ontology annotation, biological process: eye development; regulation of transcription by RNA polymerase II; brain development. The coding region runs from base 169 to 1053 and encodes 294 amino acids. Gene Ontology annotation, molecular function: DNA-binding transcription factor activity, RNA polymerase II-specific; RNA polymerase II cis-regulatory region sequence-specific DNA binding. Lineage: Eukaryota; Metazoa; Chordata; Actinopteri; Beloniformes; Belonidae.